Microdochium trichocladiopsis is the source of this 1017-nucleotide messenger RNA. Its product is annotated as putative gibberellin 20-oxidase. The transcript is spliced from 3 exons. The coding region runs from base 1 to 1017 and encodes 338 amino acids. Gene Ontology annotation, molecular function: dioxygenase activity. The record is from RefSeq and is a predicted model, not a curated record. NCBI's taxonomy places the organism in Eukaryota, Fungi, Ascomycota, Sordariomycetes, Xylariales, Microdochiaceae.
AUGGGUUCUGCCGGACCGCUCGAACUCGAGACGCUCGAUUUUGGCAAGUUCCUGGACGGGACGCCGGCCGAGCGCCAGGACGUUGCGAACAGGCUCGUCCGGUCCCUGACACAACAUGGCUUCACCAAGCUGAUCAACCACGAGGUGCCGGACGAUGUGGUUGAUGGGAUUUGGUAUUGGGGCAAGAAACUGUUCGCCUUGGCCCCCGAGCAGAAGGACAAGUUCAAGCACCUCCCCGGCCCGGACCCUCAACGAGGCUGGAGCCAUAUCGGGGCCGAGGUCACGUCCCGGCUCCAGGAGCGCAACUUUGCGGACGGCGUAAAGAACCGUAAGGAAGAACUCAAGGACGAAAAGGAACACUUCGACUGCGGGCCCCCCAACGACCCCGACUUUCCCAACCUGUGGCCUGACGACGCCGACCUGCCGGGCUUCAGGGAGUUCAUGGAGAAGUACUUCAUCGCCGCGCAGAAGACGUGCAUGACCAUCCUGGCGGCGAUCGAGGUCGGCCUGGGGAUCCCCGAAGGGUCGAUCCAGGAGAUGUGCAAGCCCGACGCGAGCGAGCUGCGGAUGCUCUACUACCCAGAGGUGAGCAUCGAGACGCUGCGCAGCGGCAAGAUCAAGCGGGCCUGGCCGCAUACCGACUUUGGCAUCAUCACGCUGCUGUUCCAGGACAGCCUGGGCGGGCUGGAGCUCGAGGACCGGCGGCAGGACUUUGCGUUUGUCCCCGUCAUCACGGAGCGGAGGAACGAGAUGGUUGUCAACCUGAGCGACACUUUUGGCCGCUGGUCCAACGGCCAGAUGCCCCCCGGCGUGCACCAGGUCAACCUCCCGCCCUCGCUGCUCGACAAGACCGAGGGGGUCGUGCCGGAGCGCUACUCGUCCGUCUUCUUCUUCAAGGCUCACCGCGGGGCAAACGUCGGCCCGCUGGCACCGUUUGUGUCGGAAAAGACCCCGGCAAAGUAUCCAGAGAUGACGGCACUCGAGUUUCAUCGGCAGAUGACCAAGAUUCUGUACUAG